UGAUUUGGUCUCUACGGAGGCCCGUAGUCGGUCUCCAAGAUGGCGACUACCCUGGAUGUCCACGUCCGGAUGUGUAACCAAGAGAUUGUCAUAUUCGACUUGGAAGUUAAAGCGUUUAUCCAGGAUAUUCGGGAUUGUUCGGGACCAUUGAGCACACUUACAGAACUGAAUGCCAAAGUAAAGGAGAAGUUUCACCAUUUACGCCUCAGAAUACAGGAACUUGAGCAGAUGGCUAAGGAACAGGAUAAAGAAUCUGAGAAACAAGUUUUGCUCCAGGAAGUUGAGAAUCACAAGAAGCAAAUGCUCAGCAAUCAGACUGCAUGGAGGAAAGCAAAUCUUGCUUGUAAAAUUGCAAUUGACAAUUUAGAAAAAGCAGAACUUCUUCAAGGAGGUGACAUGAGGCAAAGAAAAACUACUAAGGAGACCCUCGCACAGACUUCCAGUAGCAUCACAGAAAGCUUAAUGGGCAUUAGCAGAAUGAUGUCCCAGCAGGUUCGCCAGAGUGAGGAAGCCAUGCAGAUUUUAGCAAAUUCUUCUCGAACUAUCCUGGAUGCGAAUGAAGAAUUUAAGUCUAUGUCAGGAACUAUCCAGUUGGGACGAAAGCUCAUCACAAAAUACAACCGCAGAGAACUGACAGACAAGCUGCUUAUUUUUCUUGCUCUCGCUCUUUUUCUGGCUACUGUACUUUAUAUCCUAAAGAAAAGGCUUUUUCCAUUUUUGUAAGAUUUAUAAGACUAUCUUUCUUUUUGACAAGUUAUGAACCUUUUAUUCCUUUGAGGUCAGCCAGUGCUGCCAGUUCAAGCUACAAAGAUGUCAGGUUUGUUUAUUCAAAUUGUUCAGUGCCUCAAAUGGAAAUGCCCUAGGUCUUGCCAGAAUUCUUUCAUAAAGGGUAGAAAGAAAAUGUGAAAGGAAACGUUGGCUUGGGAAACUUACAGAAAUUAUGAAAUUCUGAGAUCCCCGGAUUCAAGAUCUACUAUGACUGAGCAGUUAUGAAUACCUCUGGGUCUGCUUUCAUUUUUUUGCUAGACACCUUUGUUUUCUUACCUCCCACCUAGAAUGUCUUGAGUUCCAGAUUAAAGAAAAUUAAAAGGAAAGAAAGAUGGAAUGGGAAGACAAAAUAUAGAUUUUAUUCAUUACUACUUAAUAAAUUUGAUAGUGUUACUGGAUUAAAAUGCAAUCUUGUAUAAAGUAUCACUAUGGAACUAUA
Sarcophilus harrisii (Tasmanian devil) is the source of this 1207-nucleotide messenger RNA. RefSeq names its product BCL2 interacting protein 1 (gene BNIP1). Gene Ontology annotation, cellular component: SNARE complex; endoplasmic reticulum. The transcript has 6 exons. Gene Ontology annotation, biological process: retrograde vesicle-mediated transport, Golgi to endoplasmic reticulum. The record is from RefSeq and is a predicted model, not a curated record. Bases 40 to 723 code for a protein of 227 amino acids. Gene Ontology annotation, molecular function: SNAP receptor activity. Lineage: Eukaryota; Metazoa; Chordata; Mammalia; Dasyuromorphia; Dasyuridae.